Messenger RNA from Anastrepha ludens (Mexican fruit fly), 3603 nucleotides. Its product is annotated as aminoacylase-1A-like. Gene Ontology annotation, biological process: amino acid metabolic process. NCBI's taxonomy places the organism in Eukaryota, Metazoa, Arthropoda, Insecta, Diptera, Tephritidae. Gene Ontology annotation, molecular function: aminoacylase activity. Bases 64 to 1272 code for a protein of 402 amino acids. The record is from RefSeq and is a predicted model, not a curated record. Gene Ontology annotation, cellular component: cytoplasm. The transcript has 6 exons.
AACAUUACUGUUUAGUGUAUCGUAAACUGCCAGCGUUGAUCGCUGCUUUAUCACACAAGAAUAAUGGCUACGAAAAGCAGGUGGGAGACCAAUGAGGAAAUACAGUAUUUUCGGGAAUAUCUCCGAAUCCCUAGUGUACACCCAGAUCCCGAUUAUGAACCUUGUGUGGAAUUUUUAAAACUACAAGCGAAAUUGCUCGAUCUUCCCAUACAAGUACAUUAUCCAGCCAAUGAUCGUAAUCCAGCUGUGAUCUUAACAUGGCAAGGCAAAGAGCCUUCGUUACCUGCCAUAUUUUUGCACUCGCAUAUGGAUGUGGUGCCGGUAUUUCCAGAGAAUUGGUCCCAUCCACCAUUCGCCGCUGACAUCGAUGAAGAAGGACGGAUAUUUGCACGCGGCGCACAAGACAUGAAAUGUGUUGGAAUGCAAUACCUGGGCGCGAUUCGCGCACUCAAGAAGAGUGGAGCAAAAUUUAAACGAACAAUUCAUAUAUCGUUUAUCGCAGAUGAGGAAAUGGGUGGACGUUUUGGUAUGCGUCCAUUUGUGCAUACUGCAGAAUUCAAAUCUUUGAAUGUAGGAUUUUCAUUGGAUGAGGGCCUGGCGUCGCCCAGUGAAGAGUUCCCCGUGUUCUUUGCCGAGCGUAGUGUGUGGCGUAUAUAUUUUCAGAUUUCAGGCACAGCUGGACAUGGUUCACUUCUCUUGAAAAAUACAGCUGGCGAGAAACUUCACUAUAUAGUUAACAAAAUGAUGGGAAUGCGUGAGCAAGAAUUACAAAAAUUGGAAAAUAAUCCCGAAUUCACCAUCGGCGAUGUGACCACAAUAAAUUUAACACGCCUAGGCGGUGGUGUUCAAAGUAAUGUCGUACCGCCGUCGUUAAUGGUUUGCUUCGAUGUACGUCUGGCGAUCGAUGUAGAUCAAAAAGAGUUUGAAAAUCAGCUUCAUCGGUGGUGCAAAGAUGUUGGAGGAGGUAUUGAACUUGAAUAUGAACAAAAACGUCCUCGUGUUGCUCCCACUCCUACAGAUAAAAAGAAUCCAUUUUGGGUUGCAUUUAAAAGUGCUACCGACGAGUUGAAUUUAAAGAUUUCUAAGCAAAUUUUUGCUGGUGGCACCGACAGUCGUUAUAUAAGAGAAGUUGGCAUACCGGCUUUGGGUUUCUCGCCGAUGAACAAUACCCCAGUGUUGCUACACGAUCACGAUGAGUUCAUAAAAGCAGAUACUUAUUUGCGUGGGAUUGAGAUUUAUAAGAAAAUUAUAGCGAAACUAGCAGAGGUGUAAAGUAAAGGCUUAAUAUCAGUCGUAUAUACAUAUGUAUGUAUUAAUGUGUUAUAAAAGUAUGCGCCAAUAUACAGUAUAAUCUCGAUAAUUCGGACAAUUAAAUACCAGAGGUUGUCCGAAAUAUCGAAUUUUCCGGAUUAUCGAGUGGGUAAAAAAUUUAAUAGAAAUCAGUAGAUCAGUAAUUAAAUGAAAAAAACUUUUAUUUAAUCUUAAAUUGAUUAAUAUUCAAUGAGUUAUAUGUGCAUAUAUUAGUUUUUAUUCGGCCGUAAAAUAAUUCAAUAUAUUCGUUUGCCGCAAUUUUGUUUCAUUUCUCUUUCUGAAGGCAAUAUUUCUGAGACUCACAAGUUUUAAAAUGUCUCCGGAUGAAAAUUCCUGUUCCUCUGCAUAUUUAAUACAACUAUCAAAUGCGACAAUAGCUUGAGAGUGCGAAAUUUUAGGAUCUUGACUUUCAUUUUCGUCAAGACUGCUGUUCUCGUUAUCUUCUUCCUCAAUCUCGUUGAUAUCGAAAUCAGUGUCGUCAUUCAACCACUCAGUAAUCUCGUUAUCAUUAUAUACAUCAGGGGAUAUUUCAACAAGAAGAUCAAUUAUUUUAGUUGAGCUGCUGGGCCGUAGCAUCGCAAGAGACAAAUCAUCAUCUGAGUCCCAUUCUUCGUCAUAAAGAAUUUUGUUAAAACAUUUUCUGAGCACGCGUUCAUCCACAUUUUUCCAAGCAUUAGACGAUAAAAAAGCCACAUCUUUUAAUGUAAAGUUUUUUAAAGAUUCCGGGAGAUUGCUCGUUGGGCUGGACAAAAGUAGAGACAAAAAACUCUUCCGAUAGUUUGUCUUUAAAAUUCGGAUAGCAUUUUGGUCCAUUGGCUGUAUAAGAGCCGUGCAGUUUGGUGGCAAAAACAUAACAUAUAUGUCCUUAUCGACAUCCGACAGUGAUUGGGGAUGGCAAGUUGCAUUGUCUAGCAGUAAAAUGGCUUUGGUUGGUAAAUUCUUUUCCUUUAAGUAACGCUUUACUUCUUUAACGAAUGAGUUUUCAAACCAAUUUUUAAAGAUUUACUCUGUCAUCCAAGCAUUUUUGGUAUAGGAGUACCCAAGCGGAAGGUUUACUUUUUUAAACGCUCUGGGGUUUUUGGCUUUCCCUAUCAUGAACAAUGGAAGUUUACGUUCUCCGGUGGCAUUACAGCAAACUAGAAAUGUUACUCUUUCUUUUCCAAUUUUGCGCCCGGGUGCGGAUUUUUCAUUAUGCAAUGCAAGGGUUUUUUCUGGAAGUUUUCUCCAAAACAAAGCAGUCUCAUCUGCAUUAUAAACCUGAUCAUACGUAAUGCCCAUUUCUGCAAUUUUCUUUCGCAAUUUUUCAAUAAAGGGUUGCACAGCAGUAGAAUCAUUGGAAAGUUUUUCGCCAGAUAUUUUUAAGAAUUUAAUUCCAUAUCGGGAGCGAAAAUUACUAAACCAACCAUUACUAGCCACAAAUUCCACACUUUGUCCGUAAAUUUGGAAACAGAAUUGUUUGGCCUUUCUUUGAUGAUUUCCGAGGAAAUCCGUGCAUUGUUUCGUCUUGCGUUUACAAACCAUUUAUACAAGUGGUCUUCCAUCUUUUCAAACUCCGCAGGCCGCAUAGUUUUACGCUUUCCAAGGCCACAUUAUGUUCUAGCAAUGUAACUGCAAAAUAUAAUCAAAGGAGUGUAAACUCUUCUUACAAAAUGUUUUCGUUUUUUACCUAUCAAUCUUUAAUCCACUUGAUUUUAUGUCCGAAAUUGUACAAUAGAUUUACCUACAUUGUAUUACGCAGCUAGCUGUCGAAUUGACUGUCCUUCACUUAGUUUCUUAAGAACUUCUUUUUUCUGGUCUAUCGUUAAAAACGUAAGUUUUUUCUUAGCUGCUGGUGCCAUAGUUAAAUUUAUACAGCCCACAGUUAAAGAAAUUAUGGAGUUAAUGUUUGAAAUUAGCUACUGAACUACACGUUACGCAAAUAUGCUUAUGAAUAUGAACUAGGAGGCUGACGAGCAUUUAAACGCACUAUUCACGCAAAGUAGUUAGCAGGGGAGUCCCCUUUAUAAAAUAAAAUAAAAAAUAACGGAAUUCCUUUUUAUUUCAGCAUAUUCACUGGAAAAUAAAGAAGUGUCCGAAUUUUAGAGGUACAUGAAUAAGUGGUGUCCGGAUUACAGAGACUUCAAUAGAAAACGUUUUGGUGUCCGGACUACCGCGCUGUCCGAAUUAUCAAGUGUCCGAAUUACCAAGAUUAGACUGUACUAAAAUAAUUUUUGCAAGGUAAAUCUUAACCAAAAUUUUAUGUAUGCUAAUUAAUAAAAAUAUAAUUUGUUGAAUUAAUAUUCAAAUAGUUAA